UAGUUACGCGUUUUAUGAAUUGUGCAUUUAUUUACACUUGAACCGAUCGCUUUCUGUUGGUUGAGAGACGAGGCGAAUGAACAGACUUGCAGAGGAUUUUCUGUGCGAAACUUGAGACUUUAAAGUCGUUUUCUGGAAACAGCAACAGCGGAGAGGAGACUUUUCUUCAAGACAAACAUCGGAGGAUAUAUCUUUACACAACUUUAUAUAUAACUUUAUAUAACUUUAGUUUUAUUAUUGAAAGUAUCAUAAUUUCUGCGAAUACUUUUCAUUUUAUUGUUCUUUUCUUAUUUUAGGAGUUAAUUUAAUUGUUUUAAUUUUAUUUUUUUAUUGUUUAUUUUUAGGAGAAUAUUUCUGAGAUUUGUGCUUUAUUGUAUUGUAUUUUGUGUUGUAAUUUGUAUUGUUUUAUUGCAGCUUGGAGGAGGUCGAUGGCUGAUAGAGGAGGCCGCCCCAGACCCCGGAGAGCUGCUUUCUCUCAGACGGCUGGUCAGGAGGUUUGGAGACCCGGUUCUGAUGACCGUGAUCAGGAUCCGCUGCCAGACCCGACACAGAUCCGGGAUCUUCCUGGAUAUUUAACAUCUCUCUCUUCUGAGUUUUCUGUGUCUGUGUCCCCAGGUCAGGUUCACUGGACGAGUGUGAAGCAGAACCCAGAUGAUGGACGUCCGCCCACUUCAUCUACACACUCUCGCAGAGGCGGCUCCAGGUCCCGGGGAACUGCUUCCACAGAUUCUUCUCUGGGCAUCCCGUCGUCCUCAGCUUUAACCUCUAUGGUCCGUGUGUUGAGGAGGUGUAGAGAGUCGUUGAGUCUGAGCAGCCGAGGCUCCUACAGCGUCGAGUGGAGGCGGAGUGGCGAUGGAUCGGAGAGCCCAAACCAACAGGGUUUGUCCAGGUCCGUUAGCCUCGAAGCGUUUCUGUGUUCUCCGCUGCCGGGUCAAGUUUCUGUCGAGCCACCAGAGACUCCAGAGACUGGCCGAACUGCUCAGGGUGCCGUGGAGGCUUCUCCAGCGAACAAGAGCUCAACAGGAAAAGCUCCAGACCGCAGGAAGAGGAGAAGAGCUGGUGGUUUCAGGCUCUGGAAGGCGAUGAAGUGUGUUUUCUGCUGCUGUUCCUGCAGUGUUGGGAAUGUUGUGGAGCCUUUUGUUGAUCCUGAACCAUCAUCACCUGCUCCAGAUCACUCCUGCGUCGAGCCAAAUGACGAGUCCUUUGAGUCUCUCUAUAACGUGGAUAGGAUGAUUGGAUCCGGAGGAUUUGGCAGGGUGUUUCUGGGAACACGCAAGUUUGAUGGCAAAAAGGUUGCCAUCAAGCGGAUGAGCAAGAUCGACAACAACCGCUAUCUUGAUAUUCCCGGGCAUCCCGAACCUCUGGUGACAGAAGUGGCGCUGCUGAUGAUGAUGAGGCGAGAACCCGUAAGCCCCUUCGUCAUCCGACUCUACGAGUGGUUUGAACAUCCGAGAGAAUUCACUCUGGUUAUGGAGUAUCCUGAUCCCUGCGAGAGCUUGCUGGACUUCAUCAAUCGUCAUCACGGAGUGUCUGAACCAACAGCACGGGUCAUCAUGAGACAGGCUGUGCUGGCAGUGCAACACUGCAUCGAGCGCGGGGUUUUCCACAAUGACAUUCAUGCGCAGAACUUCCUGUUGAAGAAAACCCCGGUACAGCUCAAGCUGAUAGACUUUGGGUGCGGUCAGCUGUUUAGUAGCGACGGCUACGACAGCAAAAUAUACAUCGGAUUACCGAGUUACUGCCCACCUGAAGUCUUGACAGAGCCUCGGUUCCACGCCGUCCCAGCAAACGUCUGGGCUCUAGGAGUGUUGCUGUACCAGAUGGUGAACGCGUGCGCUCCUUUUCACACGAGAAGAGAAAUCACACUCGCCAAAGUGACAUUUCUGAACUGCAGCUUAUCCAGAAGAAAUAACAUCCUUGCUGAGACUCGACCCGAAGCCUGAAGUUCAACACCAUCCUGACAGAAACUCAGAGCCGGUCCACGUCUGAGCGAGAACAUGAGAGACUGCAAGACUGGAAGAAGUCAUCGAGUCCUCACACACACACUUUUGAUUCGUUUCAAACGUCAAGACGAGUCAUCUUUAUUUAUAUAGGGCCUUAUUUAUGACCAAUCUGUAUAUAUGACCAGUCUGUAUAUGGGCCAAAGACUAGACAUUUGUGUCCGCAUCAAAUUUAAUUUACAUAAGUAAUUUUAUAUAAAUAACCCUGUUAUACUACAGGGCUGCUGAAUGCUUCAUUACGGAGGCGUAUUGCAUUCACUGGAAGAAAAAAAAA
Molecule: messenger RNA, 2274 nt
Organism: Pimephales promelas (fathead minnow)
Lineage: Eukaryota; Metazoa; Chordata; Actinopteri; Cypriniformes; Leuciscidae
Biological process (GO): protein autophosphorylation; regulation of mitotic cell cycle; negative regulation of apoptotic process
Cellular component (GO): cytoplasm
Molecular function (GO): protein serine/threonine kinase activity; ATP binding
Source: RefSeq, a predicted model, not a curated record